Messenger RNA from Rotaria sordida, 329 nucleotides. The record is from the annotation of a GenBank genome assembly. Lineage: Eukaryota; Metazoa; Rotifera; Eurotatoria; Philodinida; Philodinidae.
AUGGAAGACAAAGAUUAUGUUGAUGGGAAUUACGGUCCGUUAUUCAUUCGAAUGGGUUGGCUUGCGAGCGGCACAUACUCCCAGAAUGAUUCAACCGGUGGCUCCAAUGGUGGAUGUAUUCGCUUUGAACCCCAAAGUACUUGGCCAGUCAAUAAUGGUUUGGAUAUAGCACGAGAUCGUCUAGAAAGUGUUUAUCGUGAUUAUCCUGGCUUAACCUACGCCGACUUGUACACACUAGCUGCUGCUGUGGCCGUCGAAAAAAUGGGCGGUCCGACCAUCAAAUGGCGACAGGGACGAGUUGACUUUAAAAAUGGAAAAGAUUCACCGCC